AUGGACAGCGGGUUUUCUCUAGCCGGGAAUCCGCUCCUCCAUGUGGACAUCCACAUCAACGAGCAGCAGCCUCAGAGGGGCAUCCUGCAGCUGCUGGGCAGACUCCGUCCUGACUGGAAGACACAGGACAUCCAGAUGAAGACGUUCACAGAGGGCAUCACCAACCGGCUGAUCGGCUGCUACGUGGGCUCUCUGCAGGGGUCCGGCUGCGUUCUGGUGCGGCUCUACGGCCGGAUGACGGAGCUGUACGUGAACCGGGACCGGGAGGUGGAGAUGUUUCAGGUGCUGCACAGCCACGGCUGCGGCCCCGAGAUCUACUGCAGCUUCCGGAACGGCAUCUGCUACGAGUUUGUUCAGGGAACGGUGCUGGACGACGAGCUGCUCCGGCAGCCCUCCAUCUACAGAUUGAUCGCAGCAGAGAUGGGGAGAAUCCACUCGAUCCGGCCAAGCUGCGGUCGGCCUGUCGAGCCUCUGCUCUGGACCAAGAUGUCCCGCUUUCUCACACUGGUGCAGGGCAGCUUGAAGAGCGGCGCGGUCCAGCAGCGGCGCACGAAGAGCUCGGCGGCUCUGCAGGAAGUGCCCAGCUUCGAGACGCUGUCGGCGGAGAUGCAGUCGCUGAGGAGACACCUCUCACCCCUGGACUCCCCCACCGUCCUCUGCCACAACGACCUGCUGACAAAGAACAUCAUCUACAACCCCGCGGACGGGAUGGUGAAGUUCAUCGACUACGAGUACGCCGACUACAACUACCAGGCCUUCGAUAUCGGCAAUCACUUCAAUGAGUUUGCUGGUGUGAACGAGGUGAACUACAGCCUGUACCCGAGCCGGGAGCUGCAGAGGGACUGGCUGACGGCCUAUCUGGAGAGCUACAAGCACAGCUCGGGUCGGGAGGUCACGGUCACGGAGGCAGAAGUCACACAGCUCUACAUCCAAGUCUGCAAAUUCUCACUCGCAUCCAACUUCUUCUGGGGUCUUUGGGCCAUCCUGCAAUCACACUACUCUUCAAUUGAAUUUGACUUCCAGAGGUACGCCACGGCGCGACUCAACUACUAUUUCGAGAAGAAAGAGGAAUAUUUAGCUCUGGCAAUGAAUUUGACAUUAACUCCUGAGCACGAGCGUUUCUCUUUAGAUCAAACGGCAGGGACGGUAAUUUCUGAAGAUGCCAGACAUCAUCAAUAA
Molecule: messenger RNA, 1179 nt
Organism: Salarias fasciatus (jewelled blenny)
Lineage: Eukaryota; Metazoa; Chordata; Actinopteri; Blenniiformes; Blenniidae
Product: ethanolamine kinase 1
Exons: 9
Coding region: 1-1179 (392 amino acids)
Biological process (GO): phosphatidylethanolamine biosynthetic process
Cellular component (GO): cytoplasm
Molecular function (GO): ethanolamine kinase activity
Source: RefSeq, a predicted model, not a curated record